UGCUGGGGAUGUCAGGGUCAUGGCCAGGCUUUUUGAGGAUGGUUGUGACAGAGCGAGUUUGAGGGCUUGGGGAACAGAGCAAGUAGACGGGGAGGAGUUGGUUAUAGAGAGGAUGAGCGAGCGGAAAGUAGGGAGACAAACUAUGACUCAUGUAGUGGGGAUAUUUUCCAGGGAGCAGGUCGGAUUCUUAAUGCCAUUAAGCGAUUUAUUAAGUUCUGAGGGGGUGAUAGGGGAGAAUUGGGAGAGUGAGCGGUCGGUUUUGUGGGAGACUGAUUCAUGUUGGGAUGGAGGGGGCUGUUAGUGGCUAGUUGUUUGUAGACGGUCUCAAUCUUUGAUUGAUAAAAUGAGAGAAAGGAGUUGCUUUUAUCAGAGAGUGAGAUAUUGUACAUGGGUUUGAGAAGUUUGUUUAUUGUGGACAAGAGCACCUUGGGGUUAGCAGAACUGGAGUGGGAGAGGAGUAGGUGAAGCGUGCUGUGUUUAGAGCGUCUUUGUACUUUGUGUGAUUGUAAGCUUUGUAUGCCAGGGUGUGUACUGUGAGGCCGGUCUUAUUGCAAAACCGCUCUAGUUGAAGUUGGAAUUUGAUGUGUCUGCUGAAGUUGAAGCAGCUGAAUAUGUCUAGAAAUUCUUUGGCUAAUUUCAGUCUGUGGAGUCGAUAUAAAUGUUGAAGUCGCCCAGUAGCAGGAUGGAGGGUGAGAUGGAGCAGAGCUUGGUGAGAAGUUCAGAUAAGUUGGAGAGAAAGGACGGGUUGGAUUUUGGGGGGGCAGUAGAGCGGACAGCAGUGGGAAGGGUCAGCACGAGGAAGACCCCUGAGCAUGUGGUGACAGCCUCCCGGGGCAUCCAACAGCAGUUCUUCCCCUUUGUGGAUUGACAGGCUGUCUGACCUAAGCUGGCCACUGAUGGAGUUGAUGCGGCGGUGACAGGAGGAGCCCUGGAGGAGCUGCAAGACACCUGACUAGCGCUGGCAGCAGGUGGAAGGGAUGCAGCAGCGAUGGGAGAAGCCAUAGGAGCCGGGACUGGGUUGGCAUCGCCAGGAUGGACAUGCUCGUCUGUCAGAAUCGAGAAGCAGUAUAUAGAGAGGGUUAAAGAAACGAUCUCCCUUUCGGGACACGGCCAUUAUAACUGAAUUUAGUCCAGGCAUAACUCUUGGUUUGGUAAAAGAGUAAUAUUAAAAAUGGAUUUUAUGUUAUUCUCGGACACAGGUUCUCGCUAUUCCGUGCACCAGCAGAAGACAAGUCCUUAAAAUAACUUUGAAAUUCACGUCAGAUGACAAAAAUCCUUUAUCCAGUUAAAAUGUAUAGUUAAAAAGACCAGAAUCUAAAAGUGAUUUAUAAAGAUGUGGCCUAAAACUGGAUAAAAAGUAAGAUCGUGUCAGAGCACCCUGACAGGUGGACAAAACGGCGAGUAUAAAGACUGUCUUUUCCCGGUUUUCUUGGCGUAUGCUUCUGCCUCCCGCUUUGCCCCGACUGGACCCAUGGUUUGACAGAAAACCCACCAGCUCUCAGACUUUCCAUCACUUCCUUUGUGCUCUUGUCUCACAUUUUUUAGGUCAUUGUGGGAUGUCAAAAUGUCUUCCACCAGGAAUCUACACUCUUCCUUAUAGUGGGGAUGGAUAGUAAUUUAAUAGUCUCUCGCAUAGCCACAUGUGCUAUGCACCCUGCAGUUUCCGCAGCGACAUCCUCCAUACUUCGGUUCAGUGGCUGCUCAAAUACUGUCCCAUUUCCACCAUUCCAGAAACUCUCUGCCAGCAACUGUGCUCUGGGUCUCAGUUUGAAUCGUGCCUCGAUGAUCUCUUCAUACUUCGCAGCAGCUUUUCUCAUGGAGCGAGCAAAGUGUGUUUCAGACUUAUGUGCUGCCAUGUCCAGUUCCUCAAAGAGAUCUGAAAGAGCGCCACCUACAGUUUUCCCCAGGGGGCUCUCCACAGAACAAGGUCCUCGACGACCUUCACUCAUUGCCUUGAAAGAAAGCAAAGAUGAGGGUUUCCAAUAGUCAUCUGCAGCAGCUCGCCAUCUUCACCACUGUGCUGACUGGUGGAGGGGUUGGCACCAUGUACUAUCUACUACAGCAGAAGUUCACUGGGUCAGACUGGCACAGAAUGUCUAUGCAGAAGUUGGAAGCAUGUCCUGCAGCCAUGGAAAGUCUAGGUGUCCCACCUUUAAAAGUCUACAACAUCCAUCUGACUGACAGACAAAACCGUGUAGAUCAGGACACUGCUCAGAUAAAGAUCCAUGUAGCUGGGUCAAAAACUGGCGGUUGUCUUUAUACUUCUUCAGUUAGAGACUGUAAUACCAACACCUGGAGUCUGGAGCAGGCAGUACUGAAUCUCCGAGGAGGACAGACCAUCAACCUGCUGAGUCCUCCUUCAGCAGAUGCCGCUCCACAAGACCAGGCAGCAGGGCAGACGAGGGGACUAGAGACAGGUCAAUGGAGCUGAAUGCUGUAGUUGGAGGUGUUCUGCUCCAGGAGGUGCUGAAUAGAAGUCUAACUAUCCACUAUCAGCUCCACCAUCAUUUGUGAAAAGCCAACAGUUUGUUUUGAUGCACAGCUCAGUGAGUGUCAUUGUGCUUCUCCCUGGCUUCUCCGGUUGUUGUAUUCUGUUUUAAAUAAAUAAUGUGACUCAAACAUA
Platichthys flesus (European flounder) is the source of this 2623-nucleotide messenger RNA. RefSeq names its product cytochrome c oxidase assembly factor 1 homolog. Lineage: Eukaryota; Metazoa; Chordata; Actinopteri; Pleuronectiformes; Pleuronectidae. The record is from RefSeq and is a predicted model, not a curated record. Gene Ontology annotation, biological process: mitochondrial respiratory chain complex IV assembly; mitochondrial respiratory chain complex I assembly. Gene Ontology annotation, cellular component: mitochondrial inner membrane. Bases 1970 to 2431 code for a protein of 153 amino acids. The transcript has 6 exons.